AUUUUAUCUUUCAGUAUUGUAUUACUGCGAUUUUGAUAGCAGUUUUUGUAAUAUACGACAAGAGACAAAUAAUAAUGGAUAUAAAUGGUACCUGACGCCUAGACGAACGUCUACCGACAAAACAGGGCCGGAAAGGGCGCACUCUAACGGUCGCUAUGUGUACGCAGAAGCUAGUAAAGGCAAGCCCGGAGACAAAAACAUGAUGCAGACGGGCUGGAUUGAACCAAGAUCUACAAACAUUUCAAUUUCUUUCUAUCGGCAUAUGUAUGGAGUGCAGGUUGGUCAUCUGAGGGUGCUUGUACAGGUGUGUGAUGGUGUUACGUCAUCUAGUAAACACGUAUGGGAAUCGUCAGGCAACACCGGCAAUGAUUGGCUAAAAACAGAUGCUUGCGUGAUAUUAGGGAAUUCCCCUCGUCGUUUUAAGUUACAAUUUGUAGCUAUUCGUGGAAUUGGGGAUAUGGGUGACAUUGCAAUUGAUACGUUGGAAGUCAAGGACAGUCCUGCUUUAGAAGAAUCCUGCUAUAACGGACUAGGCAUAGAAAAUGGAGUUAUUCAAGGGUCUGCACUCACGGCUUCUAGUUCGUUCGGAAUCAAGUAUGGGCCUCAGUACUCUAGACUCAAUAGCCUAGCAGAAUCAAGAAGCAAAGGGGGAUGGUCGGCGGGCAAGCUCGACAUUCAUCAGUGGAUACAAGUAGACCUGGGCGAAAUUUACAUCGUCACGGGGUUAGCUGUGCAAGUGAGAUACGACACAAUGCAGUGGGUGUCAACCUAUGCAGUAGAAUAUAAGCUAGAUCUUAUCUCCGGUUGGGAAUAUAUCACAGACGAACACAAUACCAAAGUGAUAUUUUGUGGUUAUACUGCCAAUGCCGAUAAGAGAGCUGUACGUGCACAUUUCACCAAACCCAUCAGAGCUAGAUUCAUACGCGUGCACCCUUUAACUUGGCAUUUGUACAUUAGCCUAUACAUACAUCUAUAUAUAUGUUCAGUAUUUAGAUAG
Molecule: messenger RNA, 997 nt
Organism: Anneissia japonica
Lineage: Eukaryota; Metazoa; Echinodermata; Crinoidea; Comatulida; Comatulidae
Product: retinoschisin-like
Exons: 5
Coding region: 200-997 (265 amino acids)
Cellular component (GO): membrane
Source: RefSeq, a predicted model, not a curated record